Zingiber officinale is the source of this 876-nucleotide messenger RNA. RefSeq names its product 25S rRNA (cytosine-C(5))-methyltransferase NOP2A-like. The transcript has 5 exons. The coding region runs from base 86 to 625 and encodes 179 amino acids. The record is from RefSeq and is a predicted model, not a curated record. Gene Ontology annotation, biological process: rRNA base methylation; maturation of LSU-rRNA. Gene Ontology annotation, molecular function: rRNA (cytosine-C5-)-methyltransferase activity. NCBI's taxonomy places the organism in Eukaryota, Viridiplantae, Streptophyta, Magnoliopsida, Zingiberales, Zingiberaceae. Gene Ontology annotation, cellular component: nucleolus.
GUUGCAGCAACUCAUUAUAGCAGCAAUUGAUCUAGUAGAUGCUAAGUCAAAGACAGGAGGAUACAUAGUAUAUUCAACUUGCUCCAUGUUGGUUCAUGAGAAUGAAGCUAUUAUAGACUAUGCACUUAAAAAGAGGGACGUAAAAGUUGUGCCUUGUGGUUUGGACUUUGGUCGCCCAGGAUUCAUAAGGUUCAGGGAACACCGAUUUCAUCCAUCUUUGGAGAAAACAAGGAGAUUUUAUCCACAUGUAAAUAACAUGGAAGGAUUUUUUGUUGCUAAGUUGAAAAAGCUAAGCAAUUCCAAACCAGCAGCCUCUCAACCCAAUAAAGAGUCAGAAAGAAAAACUGAGGCUGCAGUUAUUACCGGUGAUAAUGAUUCUGAGAUCCUGAAUGGGAACCCUGAAGUGCCAACGACUACUGUUAAGAAAAUUAAAGAAUCUAAUACAAGUAUUAAGAAUGCUGGUAGACAUGCGGGUAAGAAAAUCAAACCCAUAGCUAGUAAGAAGAUUCAUCAGAAAACACUACCAACAUCUGUUGAUCAGGCAAAGAAAAAACGGAAGUUUUCAUUUAAUGGAAAAAAUGGGCCCUGGAUUAAGAGAAGGAAGCCUCAGCAGAAGGGAGGAUGAAGUUGUGGUGUGUUCAGAUGCUGGACUCUGCUGGUCAGGCACCAACAAAUGCAGAAUUUGGUCCAAGUUUUGUUUAGAAUGAGGUAUCUGUAAUGAUUGUGUAGAUUAGCUAUAACUCUUACUGAUAACCUUCAGUUGUAAGCUUUUUUCUAAUUUUUAAUUUUAAGUUUUUGUGAACUGUUUUAGAACUAAUGCAGGGCCAGAACUAUUGCCUGUGGUUCCGUAUACAUGCUGUCAUAAUUUAUGCUUUC